Molecule: messenger RNA, 5776 nt
Organism: Macaca mulatta (Rhesus monkey)
Lineage: Eukaryota; Metazoa; Chordata; Mammalia; Primates; Cercopithecidae
Gene: PTCD2
Product: pentatricopeptide repeat domain 2
Biological process (GO): mitochondrion organization; multicellular organism development; regulation of mRNA processing
Cellular component (GO): mitochondrion
Molecular function (GO): protein binding; RNA binding
Source: RefSeq, a predicted model, not a curated record
UGGACGAAUCCCGUUUGUCGCUCUCGGCGCCAGGACCGACGCUCCGCCUCCUCGCCCCGGUUCCAAUAGUUGGUAUAGUCCGAGACGGUAUGGCUGCGGCACUUCGGCCCUCGAGUCGAGUUCUCCUGCAGGCAUCGCAGAUUUCGAUGUAUCCUGGGGUGGGAGGCUCCGGCUCCGUCAGCUGCCGCUGCCCUCUCGGAGCUAAAAGAUACCUACUUACAGAUAAUGUGGUGAAAUUAAAAGAAUUUCAGCAAAAGAAAGUGGCUGUUGCAUGCAGUCUUCCUGGCACUAAAGAAACCUAUUUUAGAAACUUGAAAGAGAAGCUGACCCAGAACAAGCUCAUCUUGAAGGAGGAGUUGAUAACCUUACUUCAUUUGUGUGAGUCCCGGGACCACGUGGAGCUGGCUAAAGAUGUCAUUUACAGGUACCAUGCAGAGAACAAAAAUAUCACUUUGGGGGAGUAUAAGUUUGGACCGCUUUUUGUGAGGCUGUGUUACGAGUUGGAUCUCGACGAAUCUGCAGUGGAGUUCUUGAAAGACCAGCAUUUACGAGGUUUCUUCUCAGACUCCACAUCAUUCAAUAUUUUGAUGGACAUGUUAUUUAUCAAAGGCAAAUAUGAAAGUGCUUUGGAAGUAUUGAUAGAGAUGAAAAACCAAGAUGUGAAGUUCACGAAAGAUACCUAUGUUCUUGCUUUUGCAAUUUGCUACAAACUGAAUAGCCCUGAGUCUUUCAAAAUCUGUACUACAUUAAGAGAAGAAGCUCUACUCAAAGGAGAAAUUCUCUCCAGGAGAGCAUCCUGUUUCGCUGUGGCAUUAGCUCUGAAUCAGAAUGAGUUGGCAAAAGCUGUGUCCAUUUUUUCUCAAAUCAUGAAUCCAGAAAGCAUAGCCUGCACUAAUUUAAAUGUUAUAAUCCAUAUCCAGUCAAAUGCAUUGGAAAACCUGAUAGAGACUCUAACAAAUGCUGCGGAAGGAAAUUUAUCAAAAUUUGUGAAAAGACAUAUGUUCUCAGAGGAAGUGCUGGCCAAAGUGAGAGAAAAAGUGAAGGAUGUGCCUGCCCUUGUGGCCAAAUUUGAUGAGAUCUAUGGGAAACUACACAUCAGUGGCCAGGUCACCAAUUAUUCUUUGGAUGCUGUGCUCUGCUACACCCCCAGGGACAAGAAAUCCCACACAUUGCUGUUAAACAAGAGGAUGGUCAGCCGUCGCACCUUCCGGCCACUCAACCAGUCCCUGUUGGCUGAGUAACCCUGGUUUCAGUCCACCUAUGGAUCUGAGGGGCCUGCUUCUAGUGAGUUAUUGCCUUUCCUAAGAAGUCAGGCAUCGCACUUCAGCAGACACUGUACUGACACUUGGUCUCCUCCUGAAAUUCCCAGAUUCACUGAAUGGUACCAUGCCGACCUGUGAGAAGUUAUGUUGCAUCACUGUGAAGGUCUAGAUGCAAGCUUGGCUCCCUCAGAAAGGCGCUUCCCUUUUGCACUGCUGAGGAUCUUUGAAGGAACAUGGUCAGUCUCCAGUUCAGCUUCUGGCACCAGAGUGGAACCCAGUAAGCACCAUCAGGAAUGAAUUUCACUACAACUGUGGACAACUCUGAUUUUCAAGGGAGUAGUUAACUUGCAAAUUACAUCCUUGCUGAAUUCAGGAGGUCUAAAACCCUACUCUACCAUGUUAGAAAACAGCCCAGGAUUUUCUCAUUGCUCUGCCAUCAUAUAUAUCUAUGACUAGAGCCCUCAUUUUUCCAUCUGCAAAACAAUAAUGCCUAUGUGUAUUUGCAUAUAGAUUUGAAAUCUUCAUUCAAGGUUCGGUAGGAUCAGAUUUUCUCAAAAAUAAGAUAAAUAAGGUUCAUAAGCAAACUUGAUGGGAUUGUGGUUGUUUUGUUCUCUCACCAGCACAAACAAAACCAGAAUUUAGCCUUUAGGACUGCUGAGUAAGCCAAAUUUAAAUGAUUACUGCUUUGAUCAUGGGUAAGCCAUGUGCUUUUCAAAAUAAGUGCCACUAAAAGCCACAUAAUGCUUAGGUUUCUAUGUGGAUAAUAUUUAGUCCUAUAGUUUAUCUUAUUUGUUAAUGAUUUUUCUCUCUUGAAUGCCUCAUAUUAAAAAAAAAAAAUGUGCCAUGAGAGCAGUUCAAACCUGCUUCAUACUUAUGAUGGUCUGAAAUAUAGUAUGUGUUGAAUUUUACCAUAUCUGUUCACCAGUGAGCAGAAGAUACACAGUGACCCCACCUCACUUGCUCCUUUUGUUUCAGAAAGCCCAGAGGGUUGCUCAGACCUCAGGAGCUGUCUGCCAAGAGUGCUGCAGACUCUUCAUUGCUACCUCCAAAACUAAGACUGUUCACUUGGUGGUUGUUCUGAGGCAAGGAUUAUAGAGUCGGAAACUGUAGACUAGGAGGAGUCUCCUAAUUAAUUCCUUCAUCUUUCAGGUGAAGGAAAUGAUCCAUGCAAGAGAUCCCUAAUCUCACCUGUACACUGUGUCCCAGUGAGAGAAUCACAGCGUCAGGUGUUUGCUGAAUCCAGGUCUGAGAUCACAAUCCCACCUGAGGACAGGAUCCACAUAGGAGAGUCACAAAUUGGCAUAAUUGAUUUGUGGUAGAGCUGAGAUUAGAAUCCAAAUUCCUAGUCUAGUACCUUCCCACUGUACCACAUUAUGUCUGCAGAGGGGAAAAAGGAGCAGCUCUUAAGAAAUAGAAUACUAAGGGCCCCCGUGACUGUGUGGCCCUGGGCAUCCUCAGUUUCCUCAUUUGGUAAAUUGGGAUAAUAGUACCUACCUCUUAGGCUUCGUGUGAGGAUGAAAUGAGAUAGGGAAUAUAAAGAAAGCAGAUAAUGGCUGGCACAUAGUACAUGCAAUAUGUUUGAAACUAGUUAAGGAAUUAUAAAAACAAAUGAGUUCUUCCUUCUCAAAAAUACUGAAUUUCUUUUCCUUGUACUCUGUGAAACACUGGACAGCCCCAUUUAGAGAAACAAAUUCUCUGCCCUCAGAGAAUCCUAAUUGUUUCUGUAUGUGUCUGGUGUUUUGCACACACGCCAAAAAAAAAAAAGUGCUUGGAUUUCUCCACCUUCAGUCUUAGGGAAUAAUAGGGCAUGCUUCCUGUCCCCGCAACUUACUCUUCAUCUUUAACUCUCACAGUUCAAAUGGCUCCAGUGCUGUGGGUGAGUGUGCCCCUGGUUGUUAGCUAACAACCAUUCAUUAGCAAAAUAACCAAAUUUUGUGAGCAGUAAAUAGCAACAAGCUUCCCAGUCCCUGCUGCCCUGAGCAGCAGGUGGCUGGUGCUCAGCUGACUGGAAAAACUGGUCCAUUCCACCUGUCCCAGAAACCUUAGUGCAGAGGUAACUGAUAUGCAUAAUGUUCACCCCAAAGUAAUAGAUAAUUCUAAAGUCUAAAAAAUUCCGAUAAAAAAGUGUUCAGUAUAGGUUAUGAUGGGCAUUUCAUUCUUUAAAACUCAGUAAUUCCUUUGAAAAAAUGGUGUUUCUUUGUAAGCAGUAGUUUGCCUACAUCAUUUACUUAUUCUGUUUUUUUCUGCUUUGGGGUUUUUUUUUUUUUUUUUUGAGACAUAGUUUCGCUCUGUCCCCCAGGCUGGAGUGCAGUGGUGUGAUCUCAGCUCACUGCAACCUCCACCUCCUGGGUUCAAGCAAUUCUCAUGCCCCAGCCUCCCAAGUAGCUGGGAUUACAGUUGCCCACCACCACACUGGCUAAUUUUUUGUAUUUUUUUUAGUAGAGGUGGGGUUUCACCAUGUUGGCUAGGCUGGUCUCUAACUCUUAUCCUCAAGUGAUCUGCCUGCCUUGGCCUCCCAAAGUGCUGGGAUUACAGGCAUGAGCCACCGCACCUGGCCUACUUAUCCCAUUAAUGAAAAUAUUGGAUUGGACAGAACAUCUUAUUCCUUAACUCUGUUGUGUGCUUUUGUAGACUGUUUUUACUUACUGUAGACAUGUGUUGUUCCAGAGUCCCAAAAAUCAGUAUGGUGAGUUCAGCACAAUUACUAGGAGGAGACAAAAAGAUAUCUUCUUAAUUAGUUGUUAUCAGGGAUAGUUCUAGUUAUUGAUUGCUGUGUGGAAAACACUUGAAAACUCAGUGGCUUUAAAUACCAGUCAUUGAGUUAUUUCUCAUUAUCCUAAGUACUGACUGGGCUCAGCCAGACAGUUCUUAUUCAGGUUCUCAUGCAGUUAUAGUCAUCAUCAGAUUGUGGCCGGGACUGGAAUCAUCUCAAAGGCUUCCUUAGUAUUUCUGGCAGUUGAUGCUAGAACCUCAGCUAGUGCUGGGGCUGGAACAUAUCUACAUGUAACUUCCCCACAGCAUGGUGGCUAGGUACUAGGAGUGACUGUCCCAAGAGGACCAGGCAGAAGCAGUUACCUUUUAUGACCUACUCUCAGAAGUCACAUAACAUCACUUCCACUAAAGUCCCAACGCCCCUCCCCACCCCCCGAUUCAAAUGGAGGGAGCAUAUAUCCCAUCUCAGUGGUAGGAAUUUCAAAGAAUAAAUUCUGUGAAACUGUCAUAGAUAAGUCUGUUUUCUCCCCUGUUUAACUUCCUGAGGACCUCACAUGCUUCUGGAUAAAGCUCAGGCUCUUCAACGUGGUUUAGAAGGUCCUUCCUAAUCUGGCCCACGUUUGUCCAUCCAGCUCCAACUCUUGCUACUCUACACCCCACUUCCCUGCUUGUGGAAUGGCUAAUUCCUACUCAUCCUUCAGGUCUCAGCUUAGACAUCUUUUCAUCUGAGAAGGCUUUCUGGUCUAGCUCACCUGGUUAGGUGAACACCCCAUGUGCCUCAUGUACCUCACUUAUCAAAGCGUUUAUCAUAUGCCUGUCACUGUCUGUUUUCUUCACUAGACUCAGGUGCCAUGUCUGUCCUUUCUCUGUUUGCUGGGUGCCUAGCACAGUAGGGAAUGUAACAGAGGAUUAGUACUUAUUUAACUCACCAGCUGAUUUAACUAUAUUGUAUAACAAUGUUGGUGGUCAUACUGGUCCCCCAUGGACAGCUUUUCCUCUCUAAUACCAUACACUCAGUGCAGGGUUUGAAUGUCCCCCCAAACUCAUAUGUUGAAAUCUAAAUCCCCAAGGUGUUGGUAUUAGAUGAUGUAGCCUUUGGGAGGGAAUUAGGGUGGUGCCCUCAUGAAUGGGAUUUGUGCCAUUAUAAAACAAGCCCAAAGAAAUUUGGUCGCCCCUUCCUUUAAGCGAGGACAUGGCAAAAAGGCACUUUCUGUGAUCCAGAAAGUGGGCUCUCACUAGACACCAAAUGCUGGCGUCUUGUUCUUGGAUUUCCCAGCCUUCAGAACUGUGAAAAAUAUAUUUCUGUUAUUUAUAAGCCACCCGGUUUUUGGUAUUUUGUUAUAGCAGCCUGAAGAGACGAAGACAGCCAGUCCCAACCUUCCACAUUUAGACCUGACUCCCAAGUUUUGCUCAGCCCACUGUGUAUCCCUUCCUCCUCCCAACUAAAGUGUCCCCACUCUUUAUCCUGUUCUGCCCAUUAUUCAAGGUCUAACUUCUGUCACUUUUUCAAUGAGGCAUUUGCAAGCUGUUUAAAUCCUCAAGGAUUCUCCAUUCAUUCACCAUAUCUAUAUUGAGCAUCUACAAAGGACAAGGCACUACGAAAGACUCUUUACAUGCCACAGGGAAAAGACAGACAAGAACUCUAUCCCAACACAGAAGAUUUUAGCCUGCCACAUUGACUCCCAGGGACCUUUUGGCCCAUUCAUUUGCUUGUUGUUUCUGUAGGAGGUGCUCAUUACAGAGUGGUCAAAUUCCUACUGAAGAAUGGACUUGGCUGUGAAAUAAAACAAUCCUGGGCAAUA